AUGGAUGUAGUAUCUCACAGAAUGGAACUUUGGACCAAAAUUAUACCUGUUUUCAAAUACAGCCCAGAGCUAUCUUAUUUUGAAACUUUAGUUCCUACAAUGGAUACUGUACGUUUUGGAUAUAUCAUGGAAAGACUUAUUUACGUUGACAGCCCGGUUUUUAUAACAGGCGAAACAGGUGUUGGUAAAUCUGUGGUAGCAAAAGAUUGCCUACAUAGAUUAUUUCUUACCCAGAAAUUCGUUCCGGCUACCAUAAACUUUUCAGCCCAAACUAGCAGUGCUAGAACGCAAGAAAUUAUCGAACUAAAGUUGGAGAAAAAGAAGAGAACGUUGAUAGGUGCGCCAGUCGGUAAAAAAGUGGUUAUCUUCGUAGACGAUGUCAAUAUGCCCAAAUUGGACACGUAUGGAGCACAACCUCCUAUUGAACUUCUCAGGCAACUGUUAGACUACGGAGGUCUCUACGAUAGAGAAAAACUGUUUUGGAAGGACAUCAGAGACGUAAUAAUAACCGUAGCAUGUGCACCUCCUGGUGGUGGUAGAAAUCCUUUAACAGCUCGAUUUGUGAGACAUUUUGGCAUGUUGCUCAUUCCGCCACCCAGUGAAGUAGCGCUGAAAGUCAUUUUUAAAUCUAUUUUGAGAGGUUUCCUAAAUCCUUUUACCAACGAAAUACGAGAUUUGACUGAAUACAUGGUGAAUGCAGCUGUAGAUAUCUAUCAAAGGAUAGAAAGCGAUCUUCUCCCAACCCCAGCUAAAUCUCAUUAUGUAUUCAAUCUCAGAGAUCUCUCUAAAUGCAUCCAAGGGAUCACCAAGCCGAUCCAGGGUCUAUGCGCACAGAAGUCGAUAUGUUGAGACUAUUUUAUCACGAAUGCUUAAGAGUUUUCCAUGACCGACUCAUAAACGUCGAAGAUAAAUCUUAUUUCUAUCUUCUGAUGAAGGAUAUUUGUGUCCGAAACUUCGGAACUCCUGUAAUAGAGCUACCAGAAGGAGAAAUUAUACAAAAUCCACCAAUUUUGCUAUUUGGCGAUUUUAUACAAAUGGGAGCAGAAAAGAAAAACAGAGUAUAUGAAGAAUUGAAGAAUAUUGACAAGCUCAAAAAUGUAUUACAAGAUUAUUUAGAUGAUUUUAACUUAACUACCGCUAAAGAAAUGAAGCUCAUAUUUUUUAUGAUGGCUGUUGAGCAUUGUAUUCGUAUUGCCAGAGUGUUAAGAUCAGAACGCGGUAAUUCGUUGCUAGUAGGCGUGGGUGGUAUGGGAAAACAAAGUUUGACCAAACUGGCUGCACAUCUAAACAUGUACAAGUGUUUUCAAAUAGAACUGACGAGAAACUACGACCACAUGGCAUUCUUUGAAGACUUGAGAAAGAUGUGCUUCCACGCAGGCGUGGAAUUUGAAGACAGUGUGUUUCUGUUUACUGAUACUCAGAUAGUUCAGGAAGAAUUUCUAGAAGACAUCAAUAAUCUACUUAAUUCAGGGGAAGUUCCCAAUCUAUAUGAAGCAGACGAGUACGAACAUGUAAUUAUAGGAGUUCGUGGGGCCGCCAAACAAGCAGGAAUAGAUGAAGCCAAUCGAGAUGGAAUAUACAACCACUUCAUUAGCAGAGUAAGAAUUAAAUUGCAUCUGGUUAUCUGCAUGAGUCCUGUAGGAGACGCCUUUAGAAGACGAUGUAGAAUGUUCCCAUCUCUUGUUAACUGUUGCACUAUCGACUGGUUUGAAAAAUGGCCCCAGGAGGCUUUACUUUCGGUAGCAGAGAGCGAAAUGAUAAGUUUAGGGGAAGAUAUUUCCACUCGUUUAGCACGAGUUUGUGUAGCAAUGCACGAGAGUGUAGAGGUGAUGACUGUGAGAUUCUAUGAAGAAAUGAAGAGAUACUAUUAUACAACACCCAGCAGCUAUUUAGAACUGAUCAAACUAUACCAAUCGAUGUUGGGAAUGAAGAAAGACAAAAUAACUAAAACUAGAGACAGAAUAAACAACGGAUUGAAGAAAUUAUACGAAACUAAUAACGUGAUAGAUAGUAUGAAAGAAACUUUGACGGCUUUGGAACCUGUUCUGGCACAAAAAUCAGUAGCUGCCGAAGAAUUGAUGGUCUUUCUCAGUAAAGAACAAAAACAAGCUGACAAAGUUCGUACCAUCGUUAAAGCUGACGAAGAAGUUGCCAAAGUAAAAGCAGAAGAAACUCAAGCCAUAGCUGAUGAUGCUCAGAAAGACCUAGAUACAGCUCUCCCUGCACUAGAAGCAGCUACCAAAGCACUUGAAUCUUUAAACAAGAACGAUAUUAAUGAGGUGAAAGUGUUUCAAAAACCUCCAAAACUGGUUCAAGUCGUUAUGGAAUCAGUGUGUUUGCUACUCGGAGCUAAGACUGAUUGGGCUUCCGCCAAAAUAGUGUUAAGCGACGCUCACUUCUUGAAGAAGCUUCAAGAAUACGACAAAGACCACGUCAGCGAUUUGGUAUUGAGGAAACUAAAAGUUUAUAUAGAAAAUCCAGAUUUUGUUCCGGAUAAGGUUCUCAAAGUAUCAAAAGCUUGCAAGAGUCUUUGUUUGUGGGUAAGAGCUAUUGAUAUGUAUGCCAAAGUUUACAGAAUCGUUGAACCCAAAAGAAAAAAGCUUCAGACCGCUGAGAAGGAACUGGCGCAAGUUAUGGCCCUGCUCAGAGACAAGCAAAUGAAAUUGGCUGAAGUGGAAGCACAAAUAGCAAAUUUAGAAGCUAAUUUUAACGCAACAAUGGCAGAAAAGAAGGCUAUCGAAGACAAUAUAGAAUUAACAGCUGCCAGGUUGAAUCGGGCUGGUAGGCUUAAUGUAGCUCUCGGAGAUGAGCAAUCGAGGUGGGAAGAAAGUGUUGAGAGGUUUGGUAUUGAACUGGAAAACGCUGUUGGUGAUGUUCUUAUGGCGGCUGCAUGCGUUGCUUACUUAGGUGCAUUUACCAGCAACUAUCGUAUGGAACUAGUAAACAUUUGGGAACGAAAAUGCAAUGGGGAACAUAUACCAGCAGCACAAAAUUUUAGUUUAAUAACUGUACUAGCAGAUCCGUACGAAAUUCGCAUAUGGAACUCGUGUGGUCUUCCUAGAGACAAUAUCUCCACAGAAAACGCCAUUCUGGUAAAACAAGCAGGCCGUUGGCCACUUAUGAUAGAUCCUCAAGAGCAAGCUAACAGAUGGAUACGACAAUUGGAGGUAGAGAACCAGUUGAAAGUAAUCAAAUUGAGUGAUACCAACUUUAUGAGAAUUUUAGAAACCGCUGUGACAAUUGGAAUGCCUGUGCUGUUAGAAGAAGUUGGAGAAACGUUGGAUCCAACUUUGGAACCUAUUUUACUAAAGCAAACAUUUAUGCAGGGAGGAAGACUUCUCAUACGUUUGGGAGAAAGUGACGUUGAAUAUAAUGAAAAUUUUCGAUUUUACAUCACCACCAAAUUGGCAAAUCCUCACUAUUUACCAGAAAUCUGCAUUAAGGUGACCAUUGUCAACUUUACAGUAACUUUAUCUGGAUUAGAGGAUCAAUUAUUAGCUGAUGUGGUACGUUUGGAAAGACCUGAUCUAGAACGACAAAGAACAGAACUUAUAAUCAAAAUAAACGCUGACAAGUCUCAACUUAAAGCCAUAGAAGACAAGAUUCUGUACUUACUGUACCAUUCAGAGGGUAACAUUUUAGAUGAUGAGGAGCUUAUCGAAACUCUAAACGAGAGCAAGGAAACAUCUGCUAUUAUUGAAGCUCGUUUGAUAGAAACAGAAUCCACAGAGGAAAAAAUAUCGAUAGCCAGAGAAAAGUACAGGCUAGUAGCGGUAAGAGGAUCCGUUUUGUAUUUCGUGGUGGCAAAUCUAGCGGAUAUUGAUCCAAUGUACCAAUAUUCAUUGAAAUAUUUUAAUCAGGUUUUCAAUAACGUAAUAGAAGUCAGCGAAAAGAAAGAAGUUUUGGAGCAACGUUUGGCCAUUUUGAUCAAGGAAAUUACUAAAGCCAUCUAUACUAAUAUUUCCAGAGGCCUUUUCGAACGCCACAAACUUGUUUUUAGUUUCAUGUUGUGCGUAGCUGUUCUUCAACAAGCUGGAAUUGUAACAGAUGCUCAGUGGAACUUUUUAUUGAGAGGACCUGUCGCAACAAAGGCCGCAAUACCAAAGAAACCGGACCACCCUAUAAUAACCGAUGCUAUGUGGACAGCAGCUCAAUUCCUAUCCUCUACAUAUGAACAUUUCGAAGGACUGGACGUCGACUUCUUGAAAAGGAUCCAUCUAGAGAUAGGAGAUUUUAAGUUGGAUAUCCAUUUGAUGGAUCAUAAGACUGAGUCAAGACGUGAUUGGAACACUCAAUUGGAUGAUUUUGAUAAAUUGAUGCUCAUUAAAACGGUAGCUGAAGAGAAACUUAUCUUCGCAAUAGCGGAAUACGUCAAAAUAAAACUAGGAAAAACAUUUAUCGAAAGUCCUCAAGUAUCACUAUCAGUAUUAUAUGAAGACACGUCCAAUGGAGUUCCUUUGAUAUUUGUUUUGAGCACAGGAUCAGAUCCUUUUGAGGCUUUCCAACGUUUCGCCAACGAAAUGAACUUCGGAGAUAGAGUUAAAUCAAUCUCUUUGGGGCAAGGACAAGGUCCAGUUGCUGAAAAAAUGAUACAAGAUGCUGUAGAGAAGGGGGAUUGGGUCUUUUUACAGAAUUGCCACUUGGCCACCUCCUGGAUGCUCUCUAUGGAAACAAUAGUGUUAGUCAUAGCCAGAGAUACGGAUAAAGUCCAUAAAGAGUUCAGGCUGUUCCUGAGUUCCAUGCCGUCAAAAGCGUUCCCCGUAUCGGUACUUCAGAAUUCAGUCAAAGUAACAAACGAGCCGCCAAAAGGUCUAAGAGCUAACGUCAAAAGAGCAUUCACUGACAUGGAUAAGAAUUUCUUCGAACAUCAUCAUCUGGAGCAUCAGUGGAAGGCUAUGAUAUUCGGACUAUGCAUGUUCCACGCUGUGAUUCAAGAAAGAAAAAAAUUCGGACCUCUAGGAUGGAAUAUCGUGUACGAGUUCAAUGACAGUGACAGAGAUUUCGCGUUUAACAGUCUAAAGAUGUUUUGUGUCGAAGAAUCUAUCCCUUGGGACGCCCUAGAAUAUCUAACUGGCGAAAUCACCUAUGGUGGUAGAGUCACAGAUUACUGGGAUCUGAGAUGCCUCAAAACAAUACUGAAAAUCUUCUUUUCUCCGCAAAUUCUAACUUCCGGAUAUGUAUACUCUGAAUCUGGCACAUACUACUGCCCAGUUUUUUCUACUAUACAAGAAUAUCGAGAAUUUGUGGAUAAUCUUCCUAUUAUAGAACAACCAGAGAUAUUUGGUAUGCAUGAAAAUGCAAAUAUAGCCUACCAGGUUAAAGAGACAAACAUUAUCAUUCGAACCAUCAUGGAAUGCCAGCCUCGAACUGGAGGUGGUGUUGAAGGUAGAUCCAGUGACGAUAUAGUAUAUGACUUGGCAGAAGGAAUUCUGACGUCUAUAAUGAAGAAAAUACCUACCGAACACGUCAACGCUUACAUGUUUAAGAAAGACAAAAAAGGAAGAGUUCCUUCUUUGACGACAGUUUUAACGCAAGAAAUCGACCGUUAUGACAAACUACUUAAAAUAAUUCACGAAUCUAUGGAACAACUACAAAAGGCAAUCAAAGGUCUCGUCGUUAUGUCGGACGCUUUGGAAGAAAUAUUUACUGCUUUUAUGAACAAUCAGGUCCCUGCAAUGUGGAACAGAAUAGCUUAUAAUUCCUUAAAAAGUUUAGGAAGUUGGACCAGAGAUCUUAUUUUAAGAUUGGACUUUAUCAGUGUUUGGGUACGAUAUGGUGCUCCCACAUCCUACUGGAUCUCGGGCUUUUAUUUUCCCCAAGGCUUUCUAACAGGUUCUUUACAAACACAUGCCAGAAAGUACAAUUUACCUAUCGACGAACUUAAGUUCGAUUUUUACGUUUACAAGCAAAUGUUGGAUCAAGAAGAUAUAUUUUCCAAGCAUACUAUCGUAGGAAAGGAGGUUUAUGAAAGUUAUAAGUUGUAUGAAGUUCCCACGGAUGGAGUGAUCGUUCAUGGUCUUUUUAUUGACGCUGGUAGGUGGGAUUUUACAUUAGAUGAACUUGUUGAUGCCAAACCAGGUGAAAUCAAUCCUCCAUUACCGAUUAUGUGGCUACAACCUACCAGGACCCUGCCCCCUAAAGAUACCCGGUACGCGGCACCAUUAUAUAAGACGUCAGUUCGCGCUGGUGUCCUAUCCACGACUGGACACAGUACGAACUUCGUGAUAGCAGUGCUUCUUCCUACCCGAUAUCCUCAGGAGUAUUGGAUAUUAAAAGGAACAGCGUUGUUAACCCAGAUCACCGAUUGA
Messenger RNA from Diabrotica balteata, 6308 nucleotides. The record is from the annotation of a GenBank genome assembly. Lineage: Eukaryota; Metazoa; Arthropoda; Insecta; Coleoptera; Chrysomelidae.